AUGCAUCCCUGCCUAAAGGCUAGGGGUACGCCCCCCCCUUCCCCUUCCCCUAACGGGUUCGGGUGCCUAACGGCCUCGGGAGGGAGCGAAGACGAAUAA
Molecule: messenger RNA, 99 nt
Organism: Fibroporia radiculosa
Lineage: Eukaryota; Fungi; Basidiomycota; Agaricomycetes; Polyporales; Fibroporiaceae
Exons: 2
Coding region: 1-99 (32 amino acids)
Source: RefSeq, a predicted model, not a curated record